Molecule: messenger RNA, 4642 nt
Organism: Mirounga angustirostris (Northern elephant seal)
Lineage: Eukaryota; Metazoa; Chordata; Mammalia; Carnivora; Phocidae
Gene: SEC16B
Product: SEC16 homolog B, endoplasmic reticulum export factor
Exons: 26
Coding region: 492-3623 (1043 amino acids)
Biological process (GO): Golgi organization; COPII vesicle coat assembly; autophagy
Cellular component (GO): endoplasmic reticulum exit site; ER to Golgi transport vesicle membrane
Source: RefSeq, a predicted model, not a curated record
UGAGCCACCCAGGCGCCCUCCAAGCUCGUGAUUUUUUAAUGAACUAAAAUCUGUAAUACUGAAUCAACGUCUCUAAAUUUUACUCUUUCAUUUUCCAAUCCUGCCUUUUUUGCUCAGUUGUUAACUUGCUGUCAUGAUUGUUUAGAAAGUCGACCCGAUAUUUAGACCAGGAAGGGGUAUGUGUGGUUUCUUUCUCUCAUCUCGGGUAGUGGCCUCUUUUACUAAGACCUUCUCAAUAUGGCGGUCAGAUCAUGUUUCCAGCCUCAGGGUCCACACAGAGAAUCGUGCCGUUGGGAAACUGCUGCUCAAGCAGAAAGGUUCUGGGCGGCUGACGUGGCAUCCCAGUUUCCAGGGUCUACCAGCUGUGAGAAACAGCAGGCUGUCAGGAUGGGCUAUAGCAGCAACAGCAACUCCUGAUUUAGGGGCAAGAGAUGAAGAGAAAAUAACUACACAACCGAUUAAAAACACGAGAGUAAUUCUGAGGGUCAGGGAUGGAAUUUUGGGCUCCCCAGUGGCCACGGCAGCCAUGGGGGAGGCCCACAGCACCAGCAAAGGAUCCAAGCCGAGGGCUUCGGAGAGAUGGAAUUCAUCGGCCCGUUCCUCACUCUUGGCACAAUGGAGAGAGGUACCACGGGAGCCCCCCGUCACAGCAGGACCCCAGGACAGACCACCAGCAGCCCUGUUAUGUGUCCAGGCCUGGGGAAAGGCAUCAUCAGCCUGUGUCCAGGGUUGACUAUUAUGAAGGUGGUUAUCCCAGUCAGUUGUAUUCAAGGCCAGGCAUGGAGGAUCUGUAUCGGAGCUAUCAUUCUUCAACCCUAAGGGAAGAAUAUGCUUAUGGAAAUUAUUACUACCAUGGACACCCGCAGCAGCUGCAGGAAGAAAGAGUGCCAAGGGGAGAGAGUCCCUAUAUCUGGCAGGAAGAUCACCGAGAUCAGAAGUACCGCAGUGAGUGGCAUCACGACAACCAGAGUCCUCUAUCCAAGAGUCAGAACCCUUAUAAAGACAGCGCUGCUUCUAACACUGGACAGGAGCGGCCUGAGGACCUAGUUCCGGAGAGGCUGCCACCUGGAACCCAGAAGAAUAAGCCACCACUGGCCGACGAGUCCAACCUUCUGCAGCAGCACGAAUCUGGUCUCAGCUCCAGCGCCUACGAGCUCAGCCAGUACAUCGGCGAUGCGUCUGAGAUGUAUGAGCCCAGGGCACCAGCAGCUUGGAGUCCAGUUCAGGCCGGGGAUGUCUCGGCAGCUGGUCCCAAGGAGCCCAUGAAGUUCUACAUCCCUCAUGUGCCAGUGAGUUUUGGGCCAGGAGGCCAGCUGGUGUGUGUGGGUCCCAGGUCUCCCAGGGAUGGACAAACAGCCCUUGUGGAACUGCACAGCAUGGAGGUUAUUCUUAAUUACUCCGAGGAACAAGAGGAGCUGAGGACUUUCUCAGGACCCCUAAUCAGGGAAGAUGUACACAAGGUGAACAUCAUGACAUUUUGCCAGCACAAAGCAGCUCAGAGCCUAAAAUCUGAGACAGAGAGGAGCAGAGACUCAGCUCUACUGUGGCAAUUGUUGGUUCUCCUUUGUCGGCAGAACGGGUCCAUGGUGGGGUCUGACAUCGCGGAACUACUGAUGCAAGAUUGCAAGAAGCUGGAGAAGUACAAGAGACAGCCGCCGGUGGCCAACCUCAUCAACCUGACGGAUGAGGACUGGCCGGUGCUGAGCUCAGGGACCCCGAACCUGCUCACCGGGGAGAUUCCCCCCAGCGUGGAGACACCUGCACAGAUCGUAGAGAAAUUCACUAAACUGCUCUACUACGGAAGGAAGAAGGCAACCUUGGAGUGGGCCAUGAAGAACCACCUGUGGGGUCACGCUUUGUUCCUCUCCAGCAAGAUGGACCCAAGGACCUACAGCUGGGUUAUGAGUGGCUUCACCAGCACGCUAGCCGCCAACGACCCACUGCAGACCCUCUUCCAGUUCAUGUCGGGGAGGAUCCCACAAGCAGCCACGUGCUGUGCGGACAAGCAGUGGGGAGACUGGAGGCCUCACUUGGCUGUGAUUCUGUCGAAUCAGGGUGGGGACCCGGAGCUGCUUCAGCGAGCGAUUAUCACCAUGGGGGACACCCUGGCGGGGAAGGGGCUGGUGGAGGCCGCCCACUUCUGCUACCUCGUGGCCCACGUGCCCUUCGGCCACUACACCGUGAAGACAGACCAUAUGGCCUUGCUUGGCAGCAACCACAGUCAAGAGUUUUUGAAAUUUGCAACGACUGAGGCUAUCCAGAGGACGGAAAUCUUCGAGUACUGUCAGAUGCUGGGCCGCCCCAAAUCCUUCAUCCCUUCUUUCCAGGUGUAUAAGCUCCUUUAUGCUUCCCGGCUGGCAGAUUACGGCCUUGCGUCCCAGGCCUUACAUUACUGUGAAGCCAUUGGCGCGGCCCUCCUUAGCCAGGAAGAGAGCAAUCACCCAGUGCUAUUAGGGGAACUCAUCAAGCUAGCAGAGAGAUUGAAGCUGUCAGAUCCCUUGGUUGUAGAGAGACACCGUGGAGACAGGGACCCGGAGCCAGCCUGGCUGGUGCCCCUUCGCAGGCGAUUUGAGGAGCUGGUGCCCCUUCGCAGGCGGCUCGAGGAGCUGGCGCACAAGGUAGCAGGAGACACUGGGGAUCUUCGUUCUGCUCACUCAGAUACUUCGGGAGCCAGAGGGACGGCAGAAAGCACUUUCUACCAUGAUCUUUCGGGACAUCAAAGCGACUCAGGAGCCCUUGGGGACCGCUCAGCCUUGUGGCCAGCCCUAGAGCGGACGUGGCCGUCCCAGCCCAGCCUGCAACAGCCCUUUCCCCACCCAGCAGGAGGAAGUGUGGGGCAGACCGAGGUCCCUGUGCCUCUUUACUCAGUUCCUGGGACUGGUGGCAGCCUGGCCGUGACAGGGACUCCUGGAGGAGGAGCCUGGGAGGAAACCCAGCAGAUACACCCACCCGUUGGAGAGAACACAGUGUCUCAAGGAAGUUUCCAGCAUCCUGAUGGUCAAAAUGUUGUUUCCCAACCCCAGGUGCCAGCGAUUCCCAGAUCACGAAAUAAUUCUGAGAGUUCCACUGUUUCAGUCAAGGAGGAUGAGGAGGAGUCCUCCGAUGAGGCAGAUAAAAAAUCUUCCCAAAGCCUGGCACAGAAAGAAAAGCCAGGAGACGAGAAAGAGAACAUGAAGAGCUCCGGGUUUGGCUGGUUCAGCUGGUUUCGCUCGAAGCCCACCAACAAUGCAUCCGCCUCUGGAGAAGACUCAUCUGACAGUCCCAACUCUGAGGAGACCUCCAGAGCAUCUUCUCCCCCUGAGGCUGGCCCUGGCUUCACACUGACCUCUCUCCCGGAGCCCCAGUCUCUGCCGGACACCUUGUCUGGAGCGACAGGCGAGGGCCAAGUCCGAGGAUCAGCGUCCGGUGGGAGAGCAGCUGAGGGCGCUGGGAGUGAAGGCCUGUCUGGGCCUGAGGCUGUUUCCUCUGAGCUUUACUUCAACCCUGGUGUUCUGCUUCCCCCAACUCCCUUGAAAGGAAGUGUUCCUCUCUACAACCCAUCUCAGGUCCCCCAGCUCUCCAUGGUUAGUAGUUUGAACCGACCGAAUCGCCUAGCUCAGCGCCGCUAUCCAACCCAGCCAUGAUGAUAAUGGCCACCUGUCCCAGGCUGGUCUCCUUCCUUGAUUUCCAACCCCUCUGCCAUAUUGGGGCCCCCCAGAGGGUCCUGCUGGCCUAUUGCCUUCACUGGGACAGGGUCUUCCAGGACACAGCUCAGUCCAGUCUCAACAUUAGCUUCAGAAUGAUGGCUAGUACCACGUCGGAUGGAAAAGCUCGGUAGAACAGCAGACCGGAGGUGAGCAGGAUGCCAUGGCGGGAGCAUUCAGGAUGGUAGCUUCAGAUCCUCAGGAGAGUCAAGCGAACUUGGAAUUCCCUCAGCUGGAAUCAAGACGAAUCCACUGGGCUUUGCGGCAGGAAAUUAUUUGGGGGAGGCGCCCAGAGCGAUAUUCGUGACCAAUGUUGAUGCAUUCCUCAGUCUUAGUUAGAGACCAAUUCACAGCUCUAGUUAGCAAAGUUUAUAUGCUGAAACUUGAUUACUGCUUCCCAGCAGAGCUCCCUCCUCACUGACAUUUCAGCAGUUUCCCUCUUGGUCCUAGUUUUGUGCACAUUUUUAUGUGCUUCAGAUUAAUUAUAUUUCUCUCACUUUCUUAGCUGGUCCUAUUUUUUCACAUUCUGGCAUCUGGCUAUCAAGUUAGAUUGCUGUAGGCAUCAUAUUGUCAUGGUAACUACUGAACCUAAUGAUACAGAUGGAUGGAACAUCAGUGUAAUAAAUGAUGGGAAAUGUUUCCUAAAAAUUCACCCCUUCCAUAAGAGAGGAGAAUGAGUGCCUUCGAUAGUGUUAAUACCACCCUUCCUACCUCAGGCCUUUGCAAAUGGAUGUUGGGAGGGUCACUGGAGCCAGAGGGAGGAGGGGGACAUCUUGGAAAUUUCCAGUUCUCUUUUCAAACCCAAAAUAGGGAUGACUCUUGCUGUUUGUCAGAUUUGCUGAAAAUUGCUCCUCACAAAGAAAGUUUUUUCUAUGUGUAAUUGUACAUAUGGGUUUUGUACUCUAAUGUACUACAGUUCUGAUGUUGAUAGUGAUUAAACCAGAUAAUUUUAUAGCAAA